AUGAAUCAGGACCAAAGGGCACGAAUAGAAGCAAAUAGGAAGAAGGCUUUGGAAAGAUUGAAGCAGAGAGGAAUACUGAAUAAAUCUCAGGCACAGAAGAUUGAAGGUCGAAAUACAAAGAAACCAGUCGUACUGGAGUCCCAGAAAAGUGUAGAAAAUGAUAAGGUGGCACCAAGACAAGAAAUACAGCCUGAUACAGGACAAGCACUGCAGAAAGUUACGGCUGCAACAGCAGAAGAAGCAACACAGCAAAUAACGCAGCUCCGAGACGCUUCUACAGUGGUACCUAACCAUAUUAGACCAACAAUACGAAAGUCUGACUAUAUCGACUAUGACUUUUCUACUAUGGAGAAUUUAAAUGGUGGUUAUAUCAAUAGAACCAGUUCAGAAUUUGAUUUAGAAUACGAUAGUCUUGGCAGCAAAAGACAAAAGACCCUUGACGAUUGGAAAAGAGAACAAAAGGAAAGAAGGGAAUUGUAUGAGAACAAAGCACCACCAGAACAUAUGUCUGAAGCGGUAAAAUGUGAUGAAUGUAAGGUUAAUAUUGAAAUGGACCCCAUAUUGAACGACAUCUAUAAGUUAAACGUCUGUAAAAGUUGUGCAAAGAGACUUCCUGAGAAAUAUUCAUUAUUAACAAAGACAGAAUGUAAAGAAGAUUAUUUCUUAACGGAACCUGAAUUAAAUGACACUUCUAUAUUCCAUCGGUUAGAGAAACCGAAUCCACAUUCUGGUACGUUUGCAAGAAUGCAAUUAUUUGUUAGAUGUGAGAUUGAAGAGUUCGCCUUCAAGAAAUGGGGUGGAUCAGCAGGUCUUGAUGAAGAAUGGCAAAGACGUGAAACUGCUAAAUUACAAAGGAAAGAGAAGAAAUAUAAUGAACAAAUUAAACAAAUGAGAUUGAAGACAAGAGCUCAAGAAUUUACAAGGAAAUUACAGGAUAAAAAAUAUGGUUCUAUUCAUAAGCACAAUUUCGGUGAACCUAUUCCUGCUGGGAAAGAUGAUGAUAAUAAUGAUAUAUUGAAAAGAAGAUGUAUUGAUUGUGGAUUAGAAACUGUGGAAAUAUCUAUAUAA
Molecule: messenger RNA, 1068 nt
Organism: Kazachstania africana CBS 2517
Lineage: Eukaryota; Fungi; Ascomycota; Saccharomycetes; Saccharomycetales; Saccharomycetaceae
Gene: RAD14
Product: DNA repair protein RAD14
Exons: 2
Coding region: 1-1068 (355 amino acids)
Biological process (GO): base-excision repair; nucleotide-excision repair, DNA damage recognition; UV-damage excision repair
Cellular component (GO): nucleotide-excision repair factor 1 complex
Molecular function (GO): damaged DNA binding
Source: RefSeq, a predicted model, not a curated record